Auanema sp. JU1783 is the source of this 133-nucleotide messenger RNA. The record is from the annotation of a GenBank genome assembly. NCBI's taxonomy places the organism in Eukaryota, Metazoa, Nematoda, Chromadorea, Rhabditida, Rhabditidae.
AUGUUGACUAAACUUCUCGUUUGUCUAUGUUUCGGGACCAAUGUGCUUGCAGACAUCCUCGAAACUUCUAGCAAUUCUGCCUUGAUUUCUGCUCUGAAUACACCAGAGAGACUGACUGAAAAACUCUGUGACA